UGGGAGUCCGGGGCGGGGACGGGGCGUGUCCGGAGCCUCGGGUCUGUGAGCGCAGGCGGGAGCGGGCUGUGGAUGUGCGAUUCUGAAUGUGCCUUUGAUUGUGGCUGUGUGACCCAAUGUGGGUGCCCGUGAGUGUGCGGUUGUUCCCGCCUGUCUCUAGGGUGCGUGUCUGGUUGUUUUUGUGUAACCAUGUGUGAUACUGUGUGUUGGGGUAUGGGAUCCUUGUGGUGUGGGGGUGAUACUGCGUGUGUCUCUGUUGUGUAUGUUUGUCUGUACGCCUUGUUCCUUGAGAUGUGAGUAUAGUUGUAACUGUGUGACCGAUGCGGGUGUCUACGCGGUGUGUCUGCAAGGUGGAUGUGUAGUCUUGGUUGUGUGACACUGUGGCCGUGUGUGGCACAGUGUGCAUUUGCCAUUUAUGUAUGAUUGUGUGGUGACUCUGCGUGUGCAUUCCUGUUGUGCCCCUUGGCGGGGAGGGGAUAUGUGGGAAAUGGUGCUUGUGUGUGUGAUGCUAUGAGGGCGUGGGGUUUGUGUGAGUGUGACUGUGUGUGUCUCCAUAGUAAAUAUUCAGGUAUGGCUGGGUGACAUAAAGUACCAGUGAUUGUGUGUGUCCCCCGAGUGGGUGUUUGUGAUUAUGUAGGGCAUUUUGGGGUGUUGGAUGGGGAGCCCGUGACCGUAUAUGGAAGUGGGCUCACAGUGGUAUCACAGUGGUAAUUUGAUUGUGUGACUGAGUGCAUCUUCUUAGUGGGAUUGUGACUCUGUGUAAGGGUGUGGAGGUGUCUGUGACUAUGUGGUUGUGUCUUUGUGGGUCAAGAGUGGAUGUGUGGCUAUGUUUAUGUGACAUUGUGACCAUCCGUGCAGCACCAAGUGUGCCAGUGACUCUAGUGCUCUGACCCCUGCAGAACCUAUGAAGCUGGGACAGAUUCUGGCCCUGGGCAGUAGUGACCUCAGCCUUUCCCAUGAUACUGGGAUUGGGCAGGAUGACCAGUCUUCUCUGACCUCCCUCCUCUGUGUGGUAGGGUAGGGGGGCGAUUACUCAAAAAUGUCCUGGUCGUUCAUAAUGCCUUUCUCAUAACCAUUCUCCAAGGAAGAUGCUAUUGAAUGUCCAAAAGCUAAGUUCAAGGUGCAUCAAGGUUUUUUCUUCUUUCCCUGAAACCCUUCUUUGUUUUUCGAUGUGUGCUUUUCUUUGCUUCUUCUGAAAUUUCUUACAACAGAACCACCUCCCCCCACUACCCUUCCCUACCACCCUUUCCCCAUUACCCGCUAAAGUAACCUGGUCUCCAGUAUUUGCCAUAGGAGUUAUUUACUGGGUGCCUUAAAAAUAGACUGAAAGGCCCAUAUCCUCCCCCUGCACAUCUAAUGUUCAUUUAAAACUUUUUCUUAACUUUUCAUUUUGAAUUAGUCUUAGACUUUAAAAUGUUACAAAAAUAGAAUUCUCAUAUACUCUUUAUUCAGCUUCUCCAUAUAUCACUAUUUUAUGUAAUCACAGUACAGUGAUCAAAAUCAGGAGAUUAACAUUGAUACACCUACUAUUAACUAAUCUACAAACCUUAUUCAGAUUUCAUCAAUGUCCCUUAAUGUCCUUUUUCUGGAGCAGGAUCCAAUCCAGGAUUAUAUGUUGCAGUUAGUUGGUUUGGCCUGCACAGAUGUUCUUUGCUCCUAGCCUGAUGGUGCUGUCCUCAUCUUUAGGGGUAAAGUAGGAUUCUGCAUUUGUCCAAGAGAAGAAUCCAGAGAAAUCAGAGCAGGUCAGAUAGUUCUAAAAGCCAUGGCCCAGGGAUUGGUGACAUUCAGGGAUGUGGCCGUAGAGUUCUCUCAGGAAGAAUGGAAGUGCCUGGAGCCUGCUCAGAGGGACUUGUACAGGGAUGUGACUUUGGAGAACUUCAGGAACUUGGUCUACCUAGGACUUUCCAUGUCUAAGCCUGCUGUUGUCUCCUUAUUGGAGCAAGGGAAGGAGCCCUGGAUGACUGCAAAUGAUAUGACAGAACCAUGCUGCCCAGACUUGGAGUCCAGGUGUCAGACAUUUCCACAAAAACAUAUUUUUGAAAUAGAGUCAUUCAAUUGGGAGAUAAUGGAAAGCAUUAAAUGCUGUGAUCUUGAGGGCUCCAGUUUUAGAGAAGACUGGGAAUGCAGAGGCCAGUUUGAAAGACAACAAGUGAAUCAGGAGUGCUAUUUCAAGCAAAUGGAAAUCACCUACGAAAACAAGCCCACCUUCGAGCAUCACACAUAUCACACUCUGCGGCAGAGCAGUGAGACUGGUGAGAAACUGAUUGAAUGUAAUGAAUGUGGGAAAGCCUUUAGCCGUGGCUCACACCUCAUUCAGCAUCAGAAGACUCACACUGGUGAGAAACCCUUUGAAUGUAAGGAAUGUGGAAAGGCCUUUAGUCGUGCCUCACACCUUAUUCAGCAUCAGAGAAUUCAUACAGGCGAGAAACCCUAUGACUGUAAGGAAUGUGGGAAGGCCUUUGGUCGUACUUCAGAACUUAUUUUACAUCAGAGACUUCAUACUGGUGUCAAACCCUAUGAAUGUAACGAAUGUGGAAAGACCUUUAGGCAGCAUUCACAACUUAUUCUGCAUCAAAGAACUCAUACAGGGGAGAAACCCUACGUAUGCAAAGACUGUGGGAAGGCUUUUAUUCGUGGCUCACAACUUACUGUUCAUCGGAGAAUUCAUACAGGUGCUAGACCCUAUCAGUGUAAAGAAUGUGGGAAGGCCUUUAGACAGCAUUCCCAGCUCACUGUACAUCAGCGAAUUCACACUGGGGAGAAACCCUAUGAAUGUAAGGAGUGUGGAAAGGGCUUUAUUCAUAGCUCAGAAGUUACCCGACAUCAAAGAAUUCAUUCUGGGGAGAAACCCUAUGAAUGCAAAGAAUGCGGGAAGGCCUUCAGACAGCAUGCACAGCUCACUCGACAUCAGAGGGUUCACACUGGUGACAGACCCUAUGAAUGUAAGGACUGCGGGAAGGCAUUCAGCCGUAGUUCAUACCUUAUUCAACAUCAAAGAAUCCAUACAGGAGACAAACCCUAUGAAUGUAAGGAAUGUGGGAAAGCCUUUAUUCGUGUUUCACAACUGACUCAUCACCAGCGAAUUCAUACUUGUGAGAAACCCUAUGAAUGCAGGGAAUGUGGAAUGGCCUUUAUUCGUAGUUCACAACUCACUGAACAUCAGAGAAUCCAUCCUGGCAUCAAACCUUAUGAAUGUAGAGAAUGUGGGCAGGCCUUUAUUCUUGGCUCACAGCUCAUCGAACACUAUAGAAUUCAUACUGGUUAGAAAACCUUGAACGUUAGGAAUGUAUUAAUAGAAAAGCCUUUAUGUGGAAUUCACACCUGGCUCGAAUACUGGAAAAUUUGUAUGUAAUUAAUGUCAGAAAACUUUCACUUAUCACUUCAAUUAUGGAACAGCAGAGAACUCAUACCAAAAGAAAAUUCAAUACAUGUGGGAAUUUCUUUUUGCCUAA
Molecule: messenger RNA, 3452 nt
Organism: Microcebus murinus (gray mouse lemur)
Lineage: Eukaryota; Metazoa; Chordata; Mammalia; Primates; Cheirogaleidae
Source: RefSeq, a predicted model, not a curated record